AGUGUUAUUCUGUAUGCGCGCAGCUCAGGCAGCGGCAGCCCUAGCCCUGGCAGCCCGUCCAGUGGGUACCAGUCCCCCUCCUCCACCCACUCUCAGCCCUCCUCCCCAGAGGAGGUCACCUUCACAGAACUCGGGCCCCUGGGGUCCCUGAAGGGCCAGAGAGGGGGAGGAUGCACACCUCCAUCCUCCAAGCUGGUGUUCCACUUCCCAGAAGUCUACAAUGUGGCUACAUCAACAUCCACCCACCAGCACACGUACCAACACCCCAUCGCUGGGAAAAGGCCUUGCGGAUUCACAGGACCUUUCACCAGUGAGUAGCAUUCCUUCCUACCUUCUUUUGUCGCCCCUCUCACUCUUUCUAUCCUAAACCAAAACAUCCACCCUAUCCAAUACCCAUCUCCUCCCACAAUCUUUUUCUUAAUGUACACUACACAACAUAUUUUGUUGCUUGUAACGUUGGUGGGUAGUCACCUUCACUUCUGAUCUGAUAACAUUUCUGACUGGCUGUACUUCUGUUUCUCUCUCUAUAUCUACAGAGACUGGUGGGAUGGUGCUCCUGUGUAAAGUGUGUGGAGACAUUGCAUCUGGGUUCCACUACGGAGUGCACGCCUGUGAGGGUUGCAAGGUAAGAAGACCAUGAUGACUAAACACAUUCAGAAAGUGCCUCUGAAAUGGCACCCUAUUCUCUAUAUAGUGCACUACGUUUGACCAAAAGUUGUGCACUAUAUAGAGAAUAGGGUGCCAUUUCAGAUGCAAUCUUACUGUGUACAAUAAGUAGGUGGGUCACAUUCAUCAUUAAAACCAACCAGGAUGCUAACUAACUGUACAUCUGCUUGUAUUUCCUGUCUAGGGCUUCUUCCGUCGCAGCAUUCAGCAAAACAUCAACUACAAGAUGUGUGUGAAGAACGAGAACUGCCUCAUUAUGAGAAUGAACCGCAACCGCUGCCAACACUGUCGCUUCAAGAAAUGCCUCUCCGUCGGCAUGUCCAGAGAUGGUAAGAGUUAUAGUGAAAUCUUACUGAGAGUGCAGCCUCAGACAAUCGUUUGAGGCCAUACAAUGCAAGUUUCUCAGCACUGCACCAACCUUAUCUUUCACCUGAGACAUUGCACUAACCUACUGUUGAAGGGCACACUUAGGAAACUAACCUAUAUCCACACAGCCUUUGCACAUUCAUACGUUUCAAAGUCAGUCUUCCUUCCUGUUGUUCAGAUUCCUCCCCUCUCCAUGUUCCUUUCGUCCAUGUUCCCUGAGCUCUCCCUCCAUCCCGCUCUCCUCUCCGACAGUGAUUUAUGAGAACAGGAGCCUUGAAAUCCCUGAAGCUGUCUGUUAUACAGAAAACUGCAGCAAACACAGGAAUUAUUUUGGGAAAUUAGAACAGGGGAACUUGAUUACCUUGUAUGCUGUUUGCCCUUAUAACAUCUUGUACAAUUAAUGAGGGAUACGGCAAACAAUUAAGCUCGAGAUGCAGAACAAAACAGCCCGUCCUUGUCCUAAUCUCACCUACUUUACUUUUAGUCUUGAUAGCUAAGUAUUGAUAAAUUGCCACAUCAUAACGGAUUACAAAAAUAGUGUGGGAUGGUUUCAGUUGACCUAAAAAAGCAAAGCAAACAUUUUACCUAUAGCAUACUGGUACAUGGUGACCUAGUUGGGAUAGUUUGCCUGCCUUCAGUGUCUUCUCAGUGUGGCUUCAACCCUCCUGGGUUCUAUCUAUUGCUUAAUCUACGAGAGAACCAAGUGUGAUUUCUGCAUGCGGUCGACAGUUUGGGUGUUCAAAAAUGGAGUACAAGAAACUAGGGUAGUGAAGAUGUUUUGAUGGAACAUACACUCAUAUUGACCCUAUUAAAAACACAAUCUUGAAAGUGUUAAGAACCACAACCUAGAAACCUCUUUCCUUCGGCUGCAGCUGUUGUGAAAACAGAAAAACCUCAGUCAACUGCCUGCAGUCCACAUGACAGAAUACGUCCUGAUUUCUUAGGAGCCUGAUGAUGUGUGAUUGUGAUACCAUAUAGGCACGGCAAAUAUUUAAGUCACUUUCCCUCAUCUUCUUAAAGAUACAGUCAACACUUUCAUCCUUAACGCAGUGCAUUAAGCUCAUUCUCACAACUGUAAUGACUAGCUAAAGUCUAGACAGACUAUCAUGCCACAAAGUGGAUUGAUGUAAAUUAAUAUAGCAGAAUUCCAUAGAUCUGGUGUAACAGAAUGUCACUGUUAUUGCCCUUUUUAGCUUGAUCUAGAUCUAUGAUCUUUAGGGACAGUGCAUUGCACACUACAGAGAGAGACCCAGGAGAUCAUGUAAUGAUGCCAGAGAUGUGUUAACACAGAUGUUAACAGUCAUACAUCUAACUGAAGCAGAACACAAAAAAUCCCCCUGAUGUCAUAGCUUAGUGCAGUAUCUUGUUUUGAUCUCAAACACUUGAAGUUAGUUUAGUUAAUUUGUUUCUAUGAACAUGCAUGUAUGUUCAUGCUUGCACUCUUCUUAAUUAUACAUCAUUUAGAUCUUGCCUCAUGCAUUGUGCUGGCUUGGUUGAAGAACUCUCAGGAGCAGGACUGCCAUUUGAAGUUUCUCCCUUAUCUCACACUCCAUCUUGUGAUGUUUCACUCUUCUCACUCACUACAUUCUCUCUGCAAUCUCCUAUUUUCAACCCUACUCUUCACUCUCACUAACAACCUCCUUCUCUGCAACCUUUCCUUCAUGCCUCCCUCCAUCACUCCUUCUCUGCAUCCUCUCUUUCCUCCCCCUUGCGUGCCGAGAGCCCACCUCUAUUUCUCUCCCGACGUAGCAGUAGCAGUGACAUCGCGUUCACGAUGAGUCACUGCCCUACUUACAAAGCAGAGAGGGAGGGAGGGAGGGAGGGAGGGAGGGAGGGAGGGAAGGAGAGGAGAGUGAUAGAUGGGGAGAGGGUCUAUAAAUAGCAUUUCCAGCUGAUGGAUAUUCUUGGAGAGGGGGGUGGGGAGUAGUAGGGAUGGGAUCCACAAAAGACUGCUUACAGGUUCAUGCAUGAAAUACACAAGAUGCAAUUAAUGCAUUUUAGUUACCAAGGGGAACGUAUGAACAUGAUCUGUUUGUUUCUGUGUAGACUGGACCUUAAGACUUAAUAUCUAUAAGAGAACUAUGGUCAGAUGUUGACCAGUUCCCUCCGUUUGUGUCUCCAUCAGCUGUGCGUUUUGGCCGUAUCCCUAAGAGGGAGAAGCAGAGGCUUCUGGAAGAGAUGCAAAGCUACAUGAACAGCCUGAAUGAGUCUGCCACCAUGGACAUAGAAUCCUCCCCCAUCUCCGAAGCCCCUCCCAGCCCAGCAGAGGUUCCUUCUAAAGAGGCCAUCAGAGCCAUCUCUCGGGCCUAUCAGGACAUCUUCACCAGCAGCCAAGACAAGGCAGCCAACAGGGGAAUCAACAUCAACAACCUACAGACAACAUGUCCGUUCAAGAGCAACACAUCUCAGGAGAUCAGCUACACCAAUGGCUCCUCCCACACCGGCUCUGACUCCACCCAGGGGUACCAGUCCUGUCCUGCAGGCCUUGGCCCUCGCUGCCCAGACACCAAUGACAACCACCAUACAUUCCCCUCUGUGGACAAAAGUCGCUAUAGUUGCCCUGCUGCUUCAUCCAAUCAUGACCAUGGACAGUCUAAUGUGGGCACGCCUCAACGGGGCAGCUCGGCCAAUCACAACAGUUUCUCCAUGAAGGUAGAGACUCAAGAGCCCCAAACUCAGACGUCCUGUCCAUGGAAUUUAGCUGCUGGAGCCAAAGUGCUGGUGAGUAAACUAAGAGUUGUUAGAAAGUUGCUAUAAAGCUUUACAUUUGUGAAGUUUAAAAAACAAUAGGAUAGUAUGAUUUGAAUCUAACUUUCUCUCUCUAUCCCUCCCUUUCUCUCAGGCCUGUCCUCUGAAUGCGUGUCCUGUCUCUGCGGCCAGUCGUUCUGGACAGCAGAUAUGGGAGUCUUUCUCCCAGUGUUUCACCCCGGCAGUGAGGGAAGUGGUGGAGUUCGCUAAGGGUAUCCCUGGCUUCCAGGAGCUCAGCCAGCACGACCAGGUCAUGCUGCUCAAAUCAGGCACCUUCCAGGUAAUAACCGCUUGUUUUUAAAGUAGUCUAUUUUAGUCCAGGUCUAGGCUUUAUCUGUACCCAGGAAACCGGCCCUAAAUCCGAUUACAUUUCUAAACACAGCUUAAAUAAAGGACAAAACACCUUAAUUUUCUCUCCCAAUACAUGUAAUCCCACUCCAUAUUGACUAACAUUCCAUUGUGUCUUCUGUCUCGGUUAGGUCUUGAUGGUGAGGUUCUGCACAAUGUUCAACCCUGAGGAGCGGACGGUGACCUUCCUGAAUGGCCAGACAUACCCUCUGUCCACCCUGCGGGCGCUGGGGAUGGGGGCGCUGCUCGACGCCAUCUUUGACUUCAGUGAGAAGCUGGGAACUCUGAGGCUGGAGCCUGAUGAGAUGGCUCUGUUCAUGGCCGUGGUGCUGAUCUCUGCAGGUGAGAAAAGAGCCAUUUAAUUCAUCACUAAAGCAGUGACAAUAUGAACAACAUGGCAUUAGGAAGUCAUAGAAGAGAUGUAUAUCUUGACUGGUAUGGAAAGAAAAUGUGACAGAGUAAGUAUGAAGAGCUUAUUAUGAGCAUAACGAUAAACUGACGAUAAAGUUGUGCAGACAUCCAUUGAUAGAUAGAUAGAUAUUGUGUCUCAAACAAACUCUCACCCUGUCUCUUCUUGUCUCCUCAGACUGUUCUGGCAUCGCUGAUAUGGGGGCAGUAGAACAGCUCCAGGAGGGGUUAAUCCAUGCCCUGCGUUCCCUCAUCCACUGCCGUCAUCCCGAAGAGAGCGCAUCCAUCUUCCCCAAGCUGCUUCUGCACCUGCCCGACCUGCGCACCCUCAACAACCUGCACUCCGACAAGCUGCUGGCCUUCCGGAUUGACCCA
Messenger RNA from Coregonus sp. 'balchen', 4911 nucleotides. NCBI's taxonomy places the organism in Eukaryota, Metazoa, Chordata, Actinopteri, Salmoniformes, Salmonidae. The record is from the annotation of a GenBank genome assembly.